Messenger RNA from Ictalurus punctatus (channel catfish), 3999 nucleotides. It is a transcript of the gene armh3, whose product is annotated as armadillo like helical domain containing 3. Gene Ontology annotation, cellular component: cytosol. The coding region runs from base 120 to 2186 and encodes 688 amino acids. The transcript has a single exon. Gene Ontology annotation, biological process: regulation of Golgi organization. NCBI's taxonomy places the organism in Eukaryota, Metazoa, Chordata, Actinopteri, Siluriformes, Ictaluridae. The record is from RefSeq and is a predicted model, not a curated record.
UCGGAGGGACGCCGGAAGUGAAAAAGAGCUGCGUCGAGACGGAAUUAGCGCCUGGGUAAGCGCUAGUCAUGAGUAAAUAAGUUAAACUGUAUGUAAAACGUGCGGGGAGCGAAAUAAAAAUGGCUCAGGAGAAGAAAGCGGGGCUGUUGAAAAGGACGUCGUCGUCUAAAAAGCCGCUGAAGGAAAAAGUGGUGCUGAUGUACGACGAGAUAUUCACGAAAGCCGACCCAGCCAAGGCGAACCCUCGCUUCUGGGACGAGCUCUUUUUGAUGAAGGUGAACCUGGAGUAUCUGGAAAACAAGCUCGAGGCCCUGGAUGGAGACGAAGUAAUGAUGAUUAAGGAUAACAUGAACAGCCUGUUCCAUCACUGCGUCCAGGCUCUGGAAGAAGACCACCAGAUUAAAGUAGUCAACGCGCUGCAGACUCUGUGUGCGCUCUUCAGAGGGGUGCAUCAGAAAAACAAAUCAGCCUCGGGCUUCGACAUCAUUAAUAUGCUGGUGGGAUUCGACAAAGCCGAGGUCAGGAUGAAGGACCUCAUGGAGAGCCUGGACAGCUUGCUCUGUGGAGACGGCUCGGAGAGCCUGAAGAGCCUGUGCCUAAAGUUGUUACUCUGUCUGGUUACGGUGACGGACAACAUCAGUCAGAAUACCAUCCUGGAAUACGUCAUGAUCAACAGCAUAUUUGAGGCCAUUUUGCAGAUCUUGUCGGAUGUUUCGAGCAGAGCGCAGCACGGCUACGACACCGUGGUGCUCUUGGCUCUCUUGGUGAACUACAGGAAGUAUGAAUCGGUGAAUCCCUACAUCGUGAAGUUAUCCAUAGUGGACGAUGAGCCAACUCUGGCUGGAAUGGGUAUGGUGAUCCAACAGGCUCUUACGGAAUACAACAGGCAGUACAAGGAUAAAGAGGAGGACAACCACGGAGGGUUUUUUUCCACGCUGACCAGCAUGGUAGGCAGUAUGUUCAUCGCUGACGCAGACGAGAAGCUGUCGGUGCAGACCAAUGAAGCCAUCCUGCUCGCUCUCUACGAGGCAGUUCAUCUGAACAGGAACUUCAUCACGGUUCUCGCACAAAGUCAUCCAGAGAUUGACAUCGCGACGUCGCCACUCACGCCCACCCCGACUACACCUACGACCCCGCUUGGUACCACCCCUCCUUCAUUAGACGUGAUGCACAACGCUGAGCUGCCGCUCGACCCCAACCUUCAAACGAGCAACCUGCUCAUCACGUUUCUCAAAUAUUCCUCCAUCAUCAUGCAAGACACCAAAGACGAACACCGACUCAACAGCGCCCGACUGUGCCUCAUCAUCCUCACGUGCAUAGCCGAGGACCAGUACGCCGACGCCUUCCUCCACGACGACAACAUGAACUUUCGCGUCAACUUGCACCGGAUGCCGAUGAGGCACAGAAAGAAAGCGGCGGACAAGAGCAUCCCGUCCCGACCCCUCGCGUGCGCCGUCUUGGAUCUGAUGGUCGAGUUCAUCAUCACUCACAUGAUGAAGGACUUUCCUAUGGACCUCUACAUGCGCUGCGUGCAGAUCAUUCACAAGCUCAUCUGCUAUCAGAAGAAGUGCAGGAUUCGUCUACACUACACAUGGCGGGAACUCUGGUCGGCCCUCAUUAACUUGCUGAAGUUCCUGCUGUCGAACGAAACCAGCUUGUUGUCCAAACACAACAUCUUCCACUUGGCUUUACAAGUCGUCCAUCUCUUCAACAUGUUCAUCACGUACGGCGACACGUUCCUGCCGACCCCGAGCAGCUACGACGAGCUGUAUUACGAGAUCAUACGCAUGCACCAGGUGUUCGAUAACCUUUACUGCAUGGUGCUCAGGGUCUCCGCUAACGUCGGCCAGUGGAAGGAACCAGCCAGCAAAGUCACCCACGCGCUGGUUAACGUCCGAGCCAUCAUCAACCAUUUCAACCCGAAGAUCGAGUCCUAUGCCGCUGUGAACCACAUCUCCCAGCUUUCGGAAGACCAGGUGCUGGAAGUGGUACGCUCCAACUACGACACGCUGACUCUGAAGCUGCAGGAUGGUUUGGACCAGUUCGAGCGCUAUUCAGAGCAGCCCAAAGAAACGGCAUUCUUCAAGGAGUUGGUGCGCUCCAUCAGUCUGAACGUGAGGAAGAACGUUUCUCCCAACACUCUGAGUCAGGAUGUUCUUUUGAAGGAGUUCUCUUCUAUAUCUUGAGAUCUUGACACAACCACACGUUAACCGUAACUAAGGGGGGAAACAAUCGUCAUCGUUGUCUAUGUCCCCCAUGUCCAAGUGUUGCUGGAAAUCACACCUUGCUUAACACCCAGCGCUGAAAGUGUUUGCAAUUAUAUUGAUUAUACUCCUUUUUCUUCUCCAGUAUAAGGUUUUUUUGGUUGUUGUUUUUACAGAGCAUUCAUCUGCCUUCUGUUUUUCCAAAAGUGUAUUCGAUUCCGAUUAAAUCAGUGUAAUACGACAUGAUGCUUGAUCCUGCUGUGAUUAUUAUUAUUAUUAUUAUUAUUAUUAUUAUUAUUAUUAUUAUUAUUAUUAUUUUCAUUUUAUCGAUAUAUAUGAAUUUUCUAAAUGUUAACAAAACAGAUGAAUCAUCUUGAAUUAAUACCCAGAGUGCAUUAGUGAAUUUUCAACUAAUAUAUUUCGCUAAUAUUCUUAAAGGUAGUUCACUGUUGUCUAGGUAUUACAUUUAAAAGAUGUUAAGUUUGAUUGCUACAGAAUCCGAGCAAAGUUUUACAUGUAUGUAUAGGUAUAUACCGACACCCACACCACCUACACCUGCUAUCCCGCUUGGUACCUUCUCUGGAUGUGAUGCGCGACCAUCAACACCGACCAGCAACUUGUUCUCCAAGUCGAGCAAGACGCCAUCGUCCUUGUACGUAUACCCGAGUCCUGCUACGCCGCCACCGACGACGACGUGAUCGUGACUCCAAUCAUGAAGGACUUUUGUUCCCCUCAGGAUCUAGCUGAUGUCCUGUGAGAUGAAAUGCAGAAUUGGGCUUAACUAUACUCCGAGAGGACUCGGAUCAGUACUCGUUAACUUGCUUGUUGGCUAAACACGUCUUUCACUUGGCUCUACCGGUUGUCCACGUAUGGAGACGCAUUCUUGCCCAAUCUGAGCAGAUCUGAUGACCUGUAUUACGAGACCAGGUGAUCAGAAUCCCUGCCAAUGAGUAAAUGCUGAUGCGAUCGAUAACGUCCGAGGCAUCGUUUACCGUUUCAACUCCGAGACUGAAUCCUAUUCGGAGCAGCCAAGGAGUGGAUUUGAGACAGGUUGUUCUUUUCGAUGAAUUCAGCAGUAGGUCCUGAGACGACUGUCCAUAGGGCGUAACCAUCACGGCAAAAACGUCAAUCGUCAAUCAUGUAGCUGCUGAUUUUCAGGUGCAGUUCUUCUUGGAUUCAUGGUUUAACACCCAACCUGAAUGUGUUUGCAGAUCUUCAGUAUAUCUAUUUGUUUUGUUUUGUUUUAUGGAGCAUUUAUUGCUUUUCUGUUGCUGGUGGUGUGUGUUAUUUUCUCCAUCUUUGACUAUGUUCAUGACAAAUCAUGUUUUUGGUGUCCUGCUGAACUGCUUGACUUUAUCUCGAUAUCGAAAACGUUGACAGACUUGAUUUAAUAUACAGAGUGCAUUAGUGAACCAGCAAACAAUUUCUGACAAUAUUUAAAUUGAAUUAAUUAUUAUAUUUUUCGCGGGGAUAAAUCUUUAGUUCAGAUCAUCAGUGUUUCCAGGCAUAAUGUUUCAAAUGGUUUGAAUUUUAUUAUUAUUAAUAUUUUUUUUAUUGAAGGAAAGGAAUAUUGAAAUUUUUACAUAACGGUCAAAACCCAUUAAAGAAAUGAAUCACAUUUACGUAGCGAUUGGUUUAAAAUGUGCACGGCGAGCUGCUGUUAUGACCCUUGACGUGUUGUAUUUGCAUUGUUACUACUCGUAAUGUUCACACGCACGAUGUGCUCGUUUCAUUACUGACAUCACUAGAUUGUCAUAGAAAAGAAAUGAAAUAAAAAACUUAAACAGAAAGAAAA